Molecule: messenger RNA, 1317 nt
Organism: Cygnus olor (mute swan)
Lineage: Eukaryota; Metazoa; Chordata; Aves; Anseriformes; Anatidae
Product: kallikrein-15-like
Exons: 7
Coding region: 91-1266 (391 amino acids)
Biological process (GO): proteolysis
Molecular function (GO): serine-type endopeptidase activity
Source: RefSeq, a predicted model, not a curated record
UCCCCGUGUCCCCGUGGCUGAUGUCCCUGUGGUUGAUGUCCCCGUGUCCCCGUGGCUGAUGUCCCCCAUCCCCACGUCACCACCACACCCAUGCCUCUCACGUGUCCCUUCCCCACCCUAUUGUCCCCAUGUCCUCCACGGGGACACCCGAGGCCACCCCACCCCCUUGGGGACGUCCCCGUGUCCCUGUGGCUGAUGUCCCCAUCCUUGUCCCUCGCAGGUGGCUCCAGUGGCUCGUCCAACGACAACCGCAGCUACCGCUACAGCAACCGCUACUACGGGAGCGCGGCCCCCGCGCACACCGACUACGAGAUGCAGAGCCCCCAGGGCCACGUCAGCCCCGGGCCCUGCCCUGCCCCACAAGUUGCCCCAUCGCGGGCGGCGCCCCCCCCCCCCCCCCCAGCGGGGCGAAUCCUUCCGUCGCGCCCCGCGGGGCCGUGCCGGGAUAAAAGCUCCGGGUCACCGGGAGACACCGGGAAGGAGCUGACCGGCUGCAGAAUGCUGUCCCCACUCUCGGCCCUGCUGCUGCUGGCGGCGCUGGUGCUCCCUGCCAAAGCGAACACCAACAGCACGCGGGUUAUCGGGGGGCGCCCCUGCACCCCCAGGAGCCAGCCCUGGCAGGUGGCCCUCUUCAAGGACAUGCGGCUGCGCUGCGGCGGGACCCUCGUCCACCCCCAGUGGGUGCUCAGCGCCGCCCACUGCUACGUCCAAGGGCUGAUGAUGGUGCGUUUGGGCGAGUAUAAUCUGGGGAGCCUGGAUGGGACGGAGCAGUUUCGCCUGGCAAGUCGCCUCGUCCGCCACCCCAGAUACAACUACACCACCAAGGAGCACGACCUGAUGCUGGUGCAGCUGCGCCGGCCAGUGAAUUUGGGCCCCGCAGUGCGGAUCCUGCCCCUGGGCACCCGCUGCCCCGCAGCCGGCACCCCCUGCCUCGUCUCGGGCUGGGGAACCACGACCAGCCCCCAGGCGUCCUUCCCCAAGAUCCUGCACUGUGCCAACGUGACAGUGCAGCCUGAGGCGACAUGCCGGCGGGCGUACCCCCGCCUCUACACCUCCAACAUGCUCUGCGCGGGGGGCAUCAGCCCCGAGGGCAAGCCUGCCGACUCCUGCCAGGGGGACUCGGGGAGCCCCCUGGUCUGCGAGGGGCAGCUGCGGGGCAUCGUCUCGUGGGGUCCCUCCAUCUGCAGCGACCCCCAGCGCCCCGGGGUCUACGUCAACGUCUGCCGCUACAUCCCAUGGAUCCGCAGCGUCCUGCGGCAAAAUUAGGCACCAGCAGCACCCCCUCCAGCCCCCAGACCCUUAAUAAAAUCCUUUCUG